CAAAAGACCGGUGGCAGGGCUCUCGCCUCGCUCUCUGACGCAUGCGCUUGCUGUAGCUUGGGUUCUUCUCCGGUGAGCUGCGAGCGCUCCUCUGUUGCGAGCUUCCCGGUGAGCUGCGAUCACGAACGCUGGGUCUGCGCGUGAGAUUUGCUCACUUCAAAGCACCCGACCCCCAGGUAUUCCUUUCCGGCGAGUCUCCGGCAUUUGUGAAUCUUCUUUUCCUCGAAUUGCAUUGCAUAAUUAAGAGAUGGGAGGAGAAGGGCAUGGACGUAGCACUACGUAUAAGGGAGUCACUCUGCAUCACCCCAAGAGAUGGCAUGCUGUCACUGGAAAAGGAUUGUGCGCCAUCAUGUGGUUUUGGGUUUUGUACAGGGCUAAGCAAGAUGGUCCUGUAGUAUUGGGUUGGCGACAUCCUUGGGAAGGCCACGAAGAUCAUUCCCAUGAACAUGGACAUGAACAUGAAAAUGAGGUAAUCUAUUUGUAAUUGCUUCCAUUUGUUUAGUUAUAAUCAUCACGAAUUUCUCAUCCACUAAAAUCAAUUUUGAAAUAAGUUAAUCGAAUGUUGAAUUAUUUGGAAUGCAACUGCUGAUUUAUUUUGCCUCUUGAUACUUGAAAUCAUAGAUUGAUAUUUUAAAUCAGAUGAUUCAGAUUUAAAUUUAGGGUGGAUCAGCUUUGUUGUGGUAUUCUGACAGCUUAGCUUACUCUCUUUUUUCCAAUGGGGUUCAAAUAUGACCAAGCUCCUAUUUAAUUGCCAAAGAAAUUUGUGUAUGUUGACAGUGAUUUGUUUGCAAUGCAAUCAAUCUUGAGCUUAGAACAUGGUUUUAUCUGUAAUGAGAUUGUGUAGGGCCAUUGAUGUACCAGUUGAUGAAGAUUGAGGAAGAUGAUAGACUUGUCAAUGGAUCGAAAGAUGAUCCAUAUCUGAUCCUUUGUUUUGAUUUGUAGGAAUUAUAAUUAUGUAAUCCAUUAGUAAUCCGUAGUAUUGUUUGAUCCAGUGGGUUGAUGACUGUUUGAUGUAAUUUGAAUGCUGACUGUUCUUUCUUCAAUAUAUUAUUUUCUUAUAUAAUAA
Messenger RNA from Malania oleifera, 1066 nucleotides. RefSeq names its product NADH dehydrogenase [ubiquinone] 1 beta subcomplex subunit 2-like. The transcript is spliced from 5 exons. Gene Ontology annotation, cellular component: mitochondrial inner membrane. The coding region runs from base 248 to 484 and encodes 78 amino acids. Lineage: Eukaryota; Viridiplantae; Streptophyta; Magnoliopsida; Santalales; Ximeniaceae. The record is from RefSeq and is a predicted model, not a curated record.